Messenger RNA from Urocitellus parryii (Arctic ground squirrel), 1856 nucleotides. RefSeq lists its product as uncharacterized. Gene Ontology annotation, biological process: embryo development; negative regulation of transcription by RNA polymerase II; regulation of cytokine production. Gene Ontology annotation, cellular component: nucleus; nucleoplasm. Gene Ontology annotation, molecular function: RNA polymerase II cis-regulatory region sequence-specific DNA binding; DNA-binding transcription repressor activity, RNA polymerase II-specific. Lineage: Eukaryota; Metazoa; Chordata; Mammalia; Rodentia; Sciuridae. The record is from RefSeq and is a predicted model, not a curated record.
CUCCGAUGGCGGCGGCAGGGGGGCUGGCGGACCCGGCGCCGGGCGUGGGAGCCAGGGGAAGUUUUGAAGAGAGACCGGACGUCCUCCCAGUUAGGAUUUUGAAAGCAUCUCACCUCUUGCUGAGUGGAGAACAGAUGUGGAGAGGUGUGUCCGUAUGAAGGGCGAAGGUUCCCACCACGGCCCAGGGCCUGAUUGCCUUUGAGGACAUAGCUGUGUAUUUCUCCCGGGAAGAGUGGAUGCUCCUGGAUACAGCCCAGAGGGCCCUGUACCGCCACGUGAUGCUGGGGAACUUUGCGCUUGUGGCCUCACUGGGACUCUCUGCCUCCCGACCUCGUGUGGUCAUCCAGCUGGAGCAUGGUGAGGAGCCUUGGGUUCCCAGUGGGACAGAUACAGCCCUGGGCAGGAAUGCCCACAGAAAGUCCAGCCUUGGUUCCUGCUGUCUGGCAGAGGACAGAGAUGUUUCUGGAGAACCGACACUGCCAGGGGCCUUCCUGCAUAGCUCCCCUGAGACACCUACUAGUCCCAGCCUGGUGGGAAAACGGGAUGCCUUCUCAUCUGGAGAGAGAAAACCCACAGGUGUGUCAGUGAUCUACUGGGAGAGGCUCCUGCUAGGUUCAGGCAGUGGUAAAGCCAGCAUCAGCCUGCGACUGACCUCCCCACUGAGGGCGUCUGAGAGUGACCAGUCUAGAGAGAAAGUCCUUACAGACUGCCCCGCUCCAGGGAAGUUGCCACAGAUGGCGGAGCUACAGAAGCCACAUGUGCAGCAAGCUCACCCCAGAGCCUUCCGGAGCGAUCCAGACCUCAGAACCAUCUGCAGUGAGGGAGAACGGGGAAUGGACACAAACUGGCCUGAGCCUCAGAGACUCAUGGGUGCCCAAGAGGCCCCAACCUGGAGAGAGCUGGGCGAGGCGCUCCAUGCUGCUCCCGGUCUGCUCCCUGGGGAGAAGCCCUUUGAAUGCAGGGCAUGCAGCAAAGUGUUUGUGAAGAGCUCAGACCUCCUCAAGCACCUGCGCACCCACACUGGUGAGCGUCCUUAUGAGUGUGCACAGUGUGGCAAGGCCUUCAGCCAGACAUCACACUUGACACAGCACCAGCGCAUCCACAGUGGCGAGACGCCUUAUGCAUGCCCUGCCUGCGGCAAAGCCUUUCGGCACAGCUCCUCACUGGUGCGGCACCAACGUAUCCACACAGCGGAGAAGUCCUUCCACUGCAGCGAGUGUGGCAAGGCCUUCAGCCACGGCUCCAACCUCAGCCAGCACCGCAAGAUCCACGCAGGCGGGAGGCCCUACGCCUGUGCCCAGUGUGGCCGCCGCUUCUGCCGCAACUCGCACCUGAUCCAGCAUGAGCGCACACACACGGGUGAGAAGCCCUAUGCCUGUGCACUCUGUGGUGCUGCCUUCAGCCAGGGCUCUUCGCUCUUUAAGCACCAGAGGGUGCACACGGGUGAGAAACCUUUCGCCUGCGCGCAGUGUGGCCGUGCCUUCAGCCACAGCUCCAAUCUCACACAGCAUCAGCUACUCCACACAGGUGAGCGGCCCUUCCGUUGUGGGGACUGUGGCAAGGCCUUUGCCAAGGGAGCCGUGCUGCUUAGCCACCGGCGCAUCCACACAGGAGAGAAGCCCUUUGUGUGCACACAGUGCGGCCGAGCUUUCCGCGAGCGCCCAGCCCUCUUCCACCACCAGAGGAUCCAUACUGGUGAGAAGGCCUUGAGGCGACCCAGGGCCGGGAUGCGUGCCCAGGCCAGGUCUCCUUCGGAGACCUCCUCAGAAGGUGUACAUGGGAAGGAAGCCAAAGCCACUCCUUCCUCAGGUUCACCCACGGCCCUAAUGCCUGCCGAGUCCUAAGGGCACACUUCU